CUAGACUGACCCAGUGCAACGCCCUUGCAAUGAGCUCUUAAGUCUUUAUUUCCAGACGAUCACCACAACAGUUCCCUUGUAUCCUCUAUAGUUUUGUACGACUAGCCUAAACGCUGUCCAUAGCCGACAGUGGUCAAUCUUUGUCCAGACUGACGUUGGGGGUUUGUUCAGUGAUAAUAGAUUCAACAUGGCCUCGACCGGCCUUACGAGCCUAAGCCUGACGUCCCUCUCCUCUACGCUUUUUCGCAUUGCUGCAUAUAUUUUUCUUCGAGUGAUUCCGGCAAGAAUAUUCAAAACUCUCUUACCGUCCCUCUAUGUGCUAUAUAUAACAUCUGUAUAUCUUGAUUCGGCUUCGAUAGAGUCCGAGAUUACCGCAGAAAUCAAAUCUGCUACAGAAGAUGAGAAGGAAUUGCCUCCCAUCCCAAAUAGGUCGCAUGUUACAGAGGUGAAGUCACAUCCAAGCAUUUGGGAAUCACUCGUAUUCCUGGUAUCAUCUUCACGCUCCGAUUCGAGUCGCAUACGAAAAGCAAAUCUCGCUAUCAAUACCCUUCUCCUGCUUGCAGCUGCAGAAUUCGUGGUGUAUCCUGUGUUGGACAAGGCUACGGAUGUCACCUUCACUAGAGUUGGGGCUGUAUACCCAGACUCUGUCAAGAUCGUCGUCCGGUACCCACAUCACGACACAAAUGAAACGCAAGUCCAAGUGGUUUGGCGACAAGCUAGCGAUUCGCAAGUUAUCCCAGGCUGGAAGACUGGUCCUAUUGUCAACCUGACCGAGCAUAAUGACUGGGUGAAUACCGUUCGCCUGACUGGCCUCUGGCCGAGUACCAGCUAUGAGUAUAGGCUCCAAGAUAGUAACGAAACCUUACUGCCAUAUCCUACUGAGCCUAUUCAAUUCCGUACUUUCCCCGACCCUCGCAUAUCUGUUGGUUCACAUUUCCGUUUCCUUGCAACCUCCUGCGCAACACCAAACUUUCCAUAUGCACCUCUGCGAGGUCGAAGAAUCAAAGGCUUCGACCUCUUGGCCGAUUACCUCUGGCCUAGGUCCACGACUGUCCCUUCAAUCCCUCCUGCUGCUUCAAGGGCAUCAAAUGAUUCCAUUGGAGAUAUUAUAAAAUCGGCUGUGAACGAGACCGUGUCUGCCGCGUCUUCUGCGUUUUCGAAUCUUACGAAACCUGCUGCACAAUCCGAACGCGAUAUUCCUCCGGCUGAGUUCAUGCUUUUCCUAGGCGACUUCAUCUACGCCGAUGUGCCAAUGUACUAUGGAGACGAUAAGGAAGCCUAUCGACGACUUUAUCGCCGAAACUACCAGAGCCCUAGCUUCAGGAAAGUUUAUGAACGUCUGCCGAUGAUACAUACCUAUGACGAUCACGAAAUUAUCAACAACUACGCUGGUCAAGGCAAUGACUCGAAACCGCCUUUCCCCAAUGCCACCGAUGCUUUCCAACUAUACAAUUCCGACGCCAAUUAUGACCCACAUGCAGAUAAAGAUGCAUACUAUUACGACUUCCGUUACGGUGAUGUUGCCUACUUUGUGAUGGAUACUCGUAGGUAUCGCUCGACUUUCAGUGACGGGACAGUCGCAACACGCACGAUGCUCGGCGAGAAGCAGCUCGCUGCAUUGUACGACUGGCUAGGAAGGGUCAACGCUACCUCCACCUUCAAAUUCAUUGUAUCUUCUGUGCCUUUCACAUCCUUAUGGACUCACGAUGCCCAAGUUGAUUCGUGGGCCGCCUACGAGUCGGAGAAAGCAGCUUUGCUCAAUGCCCUACACUCCGUGCCCAAUGUCAUAAUCCUAUCGGGUGAUCGACACGAGUUUGCUACAAUCGAAUUCAACGCCGACGGACCCGGUCACAAAGUCAUCGAGGUUUCCACGAGUCCUCUCAGUAUGUUCUACAUACCUUUCGUUCGUACUCUUCGUCCUGCAAGUGAAAGUACGGUGAAGAGUGUGCGCAUUGUGGACAAUCAAGAGAUAGUGGAAGAAGUGCCGGAAGAAAGAGUCAUAAAGUACAUAGGCCCAGGCAAUUACAAAUGGUCAUCGUUCGAGGUGGAUACCAGAGACUUGAACCACCCCACUGUGCAUCUGGAGGUUAUGAUUGAUGGAUCAUCUGCGUAUAGGCUCGAAAUCGCCGGCAAACCUGUACAGCUACAUACAUCUACUGCCCUGGGUGCUUUCGUACCCGAAGGAUUCAAAGGCUUGCUCAGUAAGAUCGGUCUCAGCCCGACACGUUGGUUCUAAAGUUCCAACAAUCGCCCAUCUCGUGUAUUCCAUUUGCAUUAUAGACGAAAUGCGUCUGAAAGCCCUGAUAUUGUAUUCUAUUUAUCUUCACUAGAUCCACUGCCGAAUUGACGUUGUACGCGACGAUAAUGUUCCAUCUCCGCGGGGCUCACACUUGGAACCAGGCUAUGGAGCGCGGAGGUGAAGUCUUCUUGGGUGACCAGUACGUCAACUUCAUGAGGAUCAGCCAAUUCGGCGAGAUAAUACUGUGGAGUCAAGGGAUAUGGAUGGCCCUCAAUUUUACGCGUCGUGUUCAGAUUAGCUGAGAAUUUGUCAGUCAAGUGAUCUGUAGAUUGGCAGCAAACACACCAAUUUUAUCAUCAAUCUCGGUUGCCUUCCUGGACAUGGCCUUCAAUAACGCGUCGGCACAUAGGGCGUAGAAGUCAGCCCCAGUGAAAUUGAACGUGCAAGCUUCGGCAACUUGAUCCAACCGUAGAUCAGGAUGAAGUUUGAAUUUUCGCGUCAAAGCAUGGAGGAUGUCCAACUGGGCAUCUUUGGUACUACUAACGCCAAGGUAUAAUAGGCGGUCAAAUCUGUCGAUGAUUCAUUAGAACAGAGAUGGGUAACCAGCAUUACGACUUACCGUCCAGGUCUCAAUAGGGCAGGGUCCAGUAGAUCGGGUCUAUUGGUGGCUCCAAUAACAAAUAUAUCUGAGCCAGAACCACCGGAUGAUACACCGUCAAGCUCAGCCAAGAGCUGACUGACGAUACGGUCCAUGACACCGCCUGAAUCACCCUGGUUGCCUCGUUUUGGAGCAAUGGAGUCCAACUCGUCAAAGAAGAUCACGCAAGGUUUAGCGUCUUUGGCGCGCUGGAACACUCUUCGCACAUUUGCCUCUGACUCGCCAAUGUACAUGUUCAGCAAUUCUGGUCCUUUGACGGAGAAGAAGUUGAGCGCAAAGGAAGUUGCAACGGCCUUUGCAAGUAAGGUCUUUCCGGUUCCGGGAGGACCAUACAGAAGAAUACCUGUACCUCACUGUGAGUCCUCCGGCGAAAAGCUCGGGAUGUUCAAGGGGCAGUUGUAUUGUAUCUAGUAUAUUAGCUUUUACAUCUGCAAUGCCCCCGACAUCAUCCC
This is a messenger RNA of Somion occarium, 3349 nucleotides long. Lineage: Eukaryota; Fungi; Basidiomycota; Agaricomycetes; Polyporales; Cerrenaceae. The record is from the annotation of a GenBank genome assembly.